AUGGUUUCGUCUCAAAUAGGGAAAUUCAGAAGAAACUAUAGACCAGCUCUUGCUGUAUUAAGGAAUUUAGGAUCCGAAAUCAUGGUUCAAUGGAAUAGAUAUGCCGGGAGCGUACAUCUCACUGGCAACAAGUACGAUUUAGUUCAGUGUCACUGGCACACGCCUUCUGAACAUACGCUCGGAGGACAAAGGUACGACAUGGAACUGCAUAUGGUCCAUAGAAGCUCCGAAGGACAGUUUGUUGUACUUGCUAUUCUAUAUCAUUUAGGACGUUCUGAUCAUUUUCUCGACAAGGUUUUAGAAAGUAUUAAUAAUUUAACAAAAGGUGAAGAAGAAAUUGAUUUGGGUGAUGUUGAUCCAUGGGAUAUCAAGUUUGGAAGCAGAAAGUAUUAUAGAUACAUGGGUUCUCUCACAUCUCCUCCAUGCACCAAAGAUGUUCUUUGGAUACUCCUUAAUAAGGUGAGAACGGCAUCAAAGGAGCAAAUUACAAUAUUAAGGAAAGCUGUCCAUGAU
Salvia splendens (bonfire salvia) is the source of this 513-nucleotide messenger RNA. Its product is annotated as alpha carbonic anhydrase 4-like. Gene Ontology annotation, biological process: one-carbon metabolic process. The transcript has 5 exons. The annotation marks the transcript as partial. The record is from RefSeq and is a predicted model, not a curated record. NCBI's taxonomy places the organism in Eukaryota, Viridiplantae, Streptophyta, Magnoliopsida, Lamiales, Lamiaceae. Gene Ontology annotation, molecular function: carbonate dehydratase activity; zinc ion binding.